AAUUAUUUAUUUAUUUAUUUACUUUUUGCGAAACUAUUGUUGUUUACAAAUACACUAUGGCAACAAGCAACAUGGAGUCAAACUAAAGUAGUUGUCACACGAAACAGUUCUCCGUUGUUAGGAUGAUGUCUGUUCCCGAUCGAAGAAGGGAAAUGUAAUGAUUCGCUAAUGAAAUGUGUUUUAUUUCAAUGCUGCGAUUUAUUUUAAUAUCGCUGCGAACUUAUUCCUUUUGUUGAAACUCGCUACAUUUUAUUUUGCACAAUGGCUUCUAAUGUGGAAGCCACGCUACGUAAGACUGUUAGCACUAUGACGGAUUUCUUAUUCCCAGUUUCCAGAGAAGACAUCAAAAAGAAUCAACACAAUAUUUUACGUUCUGGUCAUGAAUACGUAACCAGCUUACCUUUCCAGAUGGAACUGUACUUCAAUGUCUGGUUCUUCCCAUUUUGGCUUGUUUCUGUUAUUGCAGCUCUUACUUUCAAGUUUUCCAAACUCAGUAUUGUCUACCAGAUCCUCCUGGUUGCUGCUUACAUCAUGUUUGGUAUUAUUGAGAUUAUCCGGCUUUAUUUGGGUUACAUUGGAAACUUAAUGGAAAGAGUACCUGAGCUUUCCGGAUCUUGGCUUUUGACGUUACUGAUGCAGUUCCCUCUAAUUAUAUUUCUGCUGUUCAAUGAAAGCCAGACAUUUCCUCUUGAAAUAGCUCUUCAUAUAGUCAUGUUUGGGUUUAUUCUGAUUGAAAUAUUUUCAGGUUAUUUUGCUAUUCGUACCAUGAUCAACUACCAGAUGACACAGUUUCACUUGCGUCAGUUUUCUGACCUAGAGUUUAUUACUCAAGACUAAAGGAAAAGACAGGAUAAAGAGAUUGUUUCAAUGUGUACAGACGAAUUUUACACACCUCAUUAAAUUUAAAUAGCCCUUAUAUAUAUGUGUAUGUGUGUGUGUACAAACUAAUACAAUCCCUUUUUCUAACAGUUAACAGAUCAAGACACAAGAUACUUCUGAUACUUUAAGGUAUAAAGUAUAGCCAUACCAUAGUAUCAGUGUGGAUAGGAAUAGAGUAUCUUAGGCUUUUAAUUGUUAGCUUCUAUGUUAUAAUGCCAUGACAAGUGAAAGUUAUUACUGUGAGCUCAACUCUACACUAGUGUCUAUUUAAUAGUUAAAAUAAAGGAAGCAUUCCAAUGUAAGUCUUAAAUGUUGCCGAGUGAAAGAUAUUUUUCAGAUAUUUAAUGAAAAAAAUCAACUAUUUUGUCUGAUUGUUUGAUUUCAUCAAAGACAUAUUGAAAUGUUGAAUAUUAUUCAUCAAAUAGCUCACUUUGUAACUGUGUGGAACCUUAAGCCAGUGUCUUUUACUAUAUUUACUAUAUUCCUUGGCUAACCAAUGUCAUGUGAAUGGAAACUGUGUACACAUAAGCCCAUUGUGUGUGUGUGUGGGUAUAUAUAUAUAUAUAUAUAUAUAUAUAUAUAUAUACAAACACGCACACACAUAGAUAUACACACAUGUACAUACAUGCAUGUAUGUCUUUGUGUGUGUUUUUAUGACUGUGGUUGUCAUUCCCGCCAUCGUUUGACUACCAUUGUUAGUUUGCUUACAUACUUGUAACUUAGCAGUUUCACAAAAGUGACUGAUAGAAUAAGUACUAGACUUAAAAUAUAUAUAUAUAAGUACUAGGGGUGAUGAAUUUUGACAAAAACCCUUCAGGGCAAUGCCCCAGUAUGGCUGGUAUCCAAUGACUGAAACAAGUAAAAGAUAAGAGAUAAUAGAAGUAUGCAGUUACAAGAUUCUGGUAUAAAAUCAAAAAGCUUGAUUUUCUUGUUUUAAUGCAAUUUCAGCUUUAUUAAAUACAUUACCAGCAGCUGAAUGAUUAUACUUAAGCCCUGAGAAUCUCUGAGUGGUUGGCGUUAGGAAGGGCAUCCAGCUGUAGAAACUCUGCCAAAUUAGAUUGGAGCCUGGUGUAGCCAUCCGGUUGCACGAGUCCUCAGUCAAAUCGUCCAACCCAUGCUAGCAUGGAAAGCGGACGUUAAACGAUGAUGAUGAUGAUGAUGAUGAUAUAUAUAUAUAUAUAGUUUCAUUCAUUAGACUGCGACCAUGCUGGGGCACCACCUUGAGGGAUUUUAGUCGAACUAAUCAACCCCAGUACUUAUCUCCUUUUAAACCUGGUACUUAUUCUAUUGGUUUUUUUUGCUGAACCACUAAGUUAUGGGGAUGUAAACACACCAACACUAGAUGUCAAGCGGUGGUAGGGGUCAAACACAGACACAAAGAUACACACACAUAUACAUACGACAGGCUUUCUUCAGUUUCUAUCUAUCAAAUCCACUCACAAGGUUUUGGUCAGCCCAAGGCUAUAGUUGACAACACUUGCCCAGAGUACUGGUUUCAGGUUCAGUCCCAUGUGGUUGGGAAGCAAACUUCUUUCUACACAGCCACACCUGCACCUAUGUGUGUGUGUGUGUGAUUUUGGUCCCAAUCUAAAAAACAUGUCAAACUGGUAUUCUACAAUUUCAUCUUUAACCAUUUCAUUACCAACCUUCCUGACUGAGACUAACCUUGGCUUUAUGAAACAAAAUUACUCAUAUUUAAAUCAAAAUCUUCAAUCAUAAUUUUGUAUAAAAAUCAUUUUGUUAUACAACCAAUGAGUCAUUUUACUGAAUCCCUCCAAAUCCUUGAUUAGUAGAAAAAGAAAAAAAAAGAAAAAAAAGGCACAGGCAAUGUGAUUCAUCAGAAAUAUGGUCUUGAAGAGGUUAUGGGUUAAUUAGGAUAUAAAAUCACAUUUUUAUAUAUUGAAAUCAAAAUCUUUUUUAAUAUAUAUAAAAGAUAUAUAAAAUCAAUUCAUAAAAUAUCAAA
This is a messenger RNA of Octopus bimaculoides (California two-spot octopus), 2842 nucleotides long. RefSeq names its product transmembrane protein 17B. The record is from RefSeq and is a predicted model, not a curated record. Gene Ontology annotation, cellular component: ciliary transition zone. Gene Ontology annotation, biological process: non-motile cilium assembly. NCBI's taxonomy places the organism in Eukaryota, Metazoa, Mollusca, Cephalopoda, Octopoda, Octopodidae.